Bolinopsis microptera is the source of this 3898-nucleotide messenger RNA. RefSeq lists its product as uncharacterized. Bases 74 to 3322 code for a protein of 1082 amino acids. NCBI's taxonomy places the organism in Eukaryota, Metazoa, Ctenophora, Tentaculata, Lobata, Bolinopsidae. The record is from RefSeq and is a predicted model, not a curated record. The transcript is spliced from 21 exons.
CUAUUACAUUUAUUGAGGACAUGAAUAAAGAUAACGCCCAUAUUAGAACACACAUGAUGUAACUGUCAGUAAAAUGCACAGACUACCAGCAUGUUCUGCUCUCCUCCGGCAAUGUCGUUCCUCCGCUGCAGUGGUCCUUCAGACAACUUCCGGACAGUUACACCCCAAAAGGCAGCUGAGAUCAGCUACUGCUUUCAAGACUAAGAUGGCUCUUUCAGUGAGGGAAAGGCUGAAACUCAACUUGAUCCUCAAAUGUCCCGGACAACUGGAGACACUCCAGGAAUUGUGCGGUGAACGUGAGACAAAAUACGAGAUGUCAGUAAAUGGUCAGGAACUUCACUUGAUCAGCUGGAAAUCAAACGAACUGAGUGGUGUCGAGGAGAAGAUCCGUCAGAUGCUGGAUGAGAUGAUAACUUACGAGUUUGAACUUUCCCACGCCGAGAGAUCCCUACUGAAACUGAAUAAUCUCAUCAACAUCAGAUCCCUGUUUGAGUAUGGUCAAGAGAAGGUGGAGGUCGAACUCAGAGGAAGAUCUAUGAACGAUGGCUACAUUUUUACCGCCACUGGCAAGCCCGAAGCACUGGCAUCAUUCAAACGAAAACUUGAUAUCAAACUUAAUUGUAUUCGCUACUUCGAGAUGGCACUACCUGAAUUCGUACCCGUAGAUAAUGAUCUCUUAGAAGUCUUGAAGAAGAUAAACGAGUACCCCAGCACAGUUUGCUUCAUUGAAGAUAGGACAGUGAAGUGCUGGAAUUUAGAGAAUGAUACACAGGGUAUGAUCCAGGAGAAGCUUGAUGCUGUCGUGGAGAAGUGGAAUGUGCAGUGUGAGGAAACCUGGACAGGAAGUGACGUCAUGACCAAAUAUGUUCAGAAUUAUCUACAAUCCAAGGAGGAGACCGCUCUUUCCGAGAUGGUGGAAGGGCCGCAUUUCCUGCCUAACUACGACAAGGACUGUGUCACACUGAAGCUAAAAGGGUUGCGAUAUCCUGUCAAGAAAUUAACUUCUGAGGUAGCGCGGGUUACAAGGGAGGCGGCACACAUCAGCAUUCCUAUUUCAACGGAAGUCCUGGACAGCCUAGCUGCUUCACAAUUUGGGAGUUACUGGAGUAAAUAUCUCCGUGAGAUGCUGGUCAUUCUGCCGACUGAAUCAGAGCCCAGUCUGACUCUAGUUGGACCUUUCGACAGUGUUAACCACCGUCUGCUUUAUUUCUACCGUAUACUUAGAGUCAACUUCCCAGACAAGUUCGACUUGAUCCAGCCUCAGAUUGUGUUCAAAUACAGUGCAAAGAGCCAGUACAAGUAUGAUGAAAGUGGAAUUAUCAGGGAAUUGAAGCAGAAGUUUCCUGAUGCAACAUUCAGGACGGACAAGACUGAUGCUACCCACCCCGUACACUUGUAUAUCUCCGCAGCGUUAGAUGACCUGAUUAAGAUAGACUCGGUUCUGAAGGCUGAAGUUCCCAUUGACAUUGGGCAUCUAUAUCCUGACGCUGGAAAAAUCUUUGCUGUUCUCAAGGAGAACAAUCUAGUCAGUCCUGAGGUCGAAUCAAAGAGCUACGCUGGUGGAUUCCGAACCCAGCUGAAAGGUCCAGAACCGCAGUUAGCUCGGCAAGCUAGGGACCACAUUCUCAAUAUAAUGGACAGCGGACAGCGGUAUCGCUUCUUUACAUUCCUGAAUGAGUGGAUACGAACUGUUUACGCGUCUGAUAGAAUGAUCAAGGAUAUAAAUGAUUUCGCUCAAAACAUAGAAAUGCCCAUAAAGACAACAACGUACGACCACAUCUUCAAUAACUUCUCUCCACGAAGCUGCCUCCUAAUGGUUGAAGGAGUGGGUGAUUUCACCCAGUUCUUGAAGAUGAGAAACUUCUUGAGCCAAAAAUUCGAUUUUGAAACGUAUCGUGAGCUUUCCAGGACAUCAACAUCUGAUGAUGACGUCACAACGGGUCAUAAAAAACGGUGGCUGCAGCAAUGUCAUGAGCAACUCUUAAAAGAGCUAGAUGGGUUCACAUUUUUGUUUCAACGGUACGACAAAUUCCGUGUCGGAGGAUCUGAGGAGCAGUUGGAUCAAGCCCAGGAACUCCUCCAGUCUUCACUUGAUGGACUGUGUUAUCAUAUUAAAGACAUAAGUGGGAUUUACGGGCUUCCAACCAGGAGACUGGAUAUUCCUGCGUUGCAAAAUAAAUGGCCAUUGGUUACCAUCUGGACCACCCAAUCCCGUUACAAAGACAAAACACAUCUGAAAAUAGUUGGUAGCAAGGAAUCUGUUAACCAGAUAAUACAAGAACUACCACCGAUUGAACAGGCCCGGUCAACUUGCAUCAUUCCCCUUAGUCACAAGGGAUUCCCGUACCUGAACUACAUUGGAAGAAGCAUAUUCCCUGAAUCUGAGGCGACUCCUAAAGCGUGGCCUUCACUCUUCCCUGAGAAGAAUUGUACAAUAUUUGUAAAUACAGUCCCUCUCUGGAAUAUAACCCUGGACGGAGAUACAAGAGAAGUUGAAGAAGCACGAAAGAAGUUAGCUGAAAUAAUGGAAGGUGUUCACUAUCGUGAAGUUCAUCUGAACACCAGUAUUAUCUGUGACGGUUCUGAAGGUAGUAGGUCAAAACUAAACCGGUUCAAAAAUGCUCUGAUGUCUCUGAAUGUCCCGAAGCGCGUAGUUGAUAAUGCGGAGGUGGUUGCAAAUGUGGGACUAGGCAAGGAAAAUCUCAUUUUCUCUGUUGUCGGCGAUCAAGCUAAACAUGUGGAGCAAGCAGCCGGAAAAUUACAAGACUUUAGUGAGAAUCUUAGUGUGGAGGAACUUUCAUUGACUAACGACCACGCCCAAAUUUGUCAAAAGUACAUCACGAACUUGAGAAUGACCGAGAUAAAGUGUCGUCCUUUUAACGUUGAAUAUUCUAUCAAUCGUAAAGUGAAUGUUGUCACUGUAUUUGGAAUAGCAGAUGAUGUCAAAACUGGUAUUGAUAACAUAAGAAACAUUUUAUCGGAUACGACUUCCGUGACCAUGGAUGUUGAGGGAGAGUUUCAGGGACCGUUCAUUGGUGAUAUUAUUCGACAUAGCUACCUCAACCACAUACAUCCUUGUGCUUGCUUUUACUAUAAUUCUAGAGAGAGAACUUUAGCUGUCAACGGUCCUAGAGUAGACGUUACCCAGAUUCAAAAGUUCCUAGCAGAUGCCACCCACGAAACUUAUAAGAUAGAUUAUCACUACGAAAACUUUGUGACGUUGAGCGGACGGUUAAAAAGACUCGCUACCGGGGUCCUGAUGAUUGAAGGAAAAGAUCGGACUGUGCAUCUUGUCGCGGGAAGGAAAACGUUAAAUCUCUAGUUGGGAUGCUGGAUUUUAUUAUGGGGAAAAAGAAGUCAUGUUACUUCAAACUUGCCAUCAAUGAUAGGGUGAGCGCGUACACCUAGGCACAAUGACUAACUUGGCUACAAAGGCAGUCGAGACCAUGUUCCCUGACGUGAGGUGGUGGUUGCUAGGAGACGAGCUCCGGUUUUCAGGCCCUGAAUCUGAGGCUGCAACGUGCUCUUCAGUAUGUGGUUGAAAAAUAUCUCAAGCGUAAUAGAGAUGACAAAGACGUUGAACACGUGGUAGCUGAAAGUUAAAGAACCGCUCUAAGCUUACUUACUUGCCCAACUAGCAAUUGCACAGUUAUGUGUAUAUUGUACCGCAGAUUACUUAGCUUGCUAGUCUAUUGCUCGCUACUCGCGAGAAGCUCGAAAAGAGCGCUGCGCAUUGGGAUUGGCGUGCCAGGUGUGCCGCUGCCUGCAUUACCACAGACACUCAAUGCUCAACAAUUCAAGUCUCAAGCUCGUUGGAGGCGCUAUUAACAGUACUGUUGGGAAUGAAUGGAAUUUUUCAUUUGUAAUAAUGUAUCAUGGGACUUUCAAUUUUGUAUCA